AUGUCUCGAAACAUAAGAAGAAAAGGCGGUCGAACAGCGCGAAUUCGAAAAACGAAAGAUACAAUUGAUGAGGAUGAUGGCGGUGGUGUGGAAGCAACGGAAAAAAAAGUCGAUCCAAUAAUGGGGCCAGCGGAACGAGCCGUUCGCAAACUGAUCACCUGGAUAAAAGCAACGCAAUCUACACCAGGUGGAUUAUUUGAAUGGUUCACUAAGAAUGUUGAGAAACCAUCAGGAGAUAACUCGCAAGCAAAUUCGGCGUAUCGCAUUAAAAAUCGCAAUCCCGACGUGCCAUGUGUCGAAGAAACCCGUGUCAAACUCAAAGAAAUUACCGAUCCUACAAAAGAUUAUAUUCAUGCAAACUAUAUCAGAACACCUCCAAGUGAAAGAGUUUAUAUUGCAACACAACACCCCUUAGAAUCGACAUAUGAGGACUUUUGGAGGAUGGUUUUCUACGAAAAUGUAGAUACGAUCGUUGCUAUAUUUUCAGCGGAUGAAAAUCUUCCGCUCUACUUCCCAAAUGAAGUGGGAAAAUUCAACAACCACGGCGCAUUUUUUGUAAAUUGUCGAAAAGUUGUGGCUCCGACUGCAAAACACACACCGUUCCAAUAUCAAAUCGAGGUUCUACCGGAAGGUUGCUCCAACAGUCGCAUUAUACUAAUUCUUCACUAUCCCUACUGGCCCAAGAAUCAAGUUCCGGCGAAUACUAGAGUUGUAAUGAAAACACUGCGAUUAAUCAAGGUAGAUAAAUCAUCCAAUGGUCCCGUUGUUGUACAUUGCGCGAGUGGAAUAAACCGAGCUGGUUGCUUAAUUUUUGCCGACAUUAUCAUCGAUUUAGUGUUUCGGAAUAUCGAGAUUGAUAUCCUUCAAUUAAUCAAGAAGACCCGAAUCCAGCGGGCACAGCUCGUCCAAAACAAACACUUGUUCGUCUAUUCGAUAUAUCUGUUCACCGAUUAUGUCAAAAUUCGAUGUAAACGCUACAAAAUUUUUCCCGACAUUCUCAAGGAUAUCGACGCAUUUCAAGAAGCCGUCAACAAAGAAUUCUCUCCUCUUCUUGCCAGGGAACCCGAUUCGGCUUUAACGAAACGGGGUGGAACGACAGUGGAAGAAUAA
Messenger RNA from Caenorhabditis bovis, 1110 nucleotides. NCBI's taxonomy places the organism in Eukaryota, Metazoa, Nematoda, Chromadorea, Rhabditida, Rhabditidae. The record is from the annotation of a GenBank genome assembly.